Molecule: messenger RNA, 1121 nt
Organism: Effrenium voratum
Lineage: Eukaryota; Dinophyceae; Suessiales; Symbiodiniaceae
Source: the annotation of a GenBank genome assembly
CUCAAGGCCAAAGGCCGCGGCAGCCCGGAGCGAGUCGUGUGGCAGGUCCCGCCACGCCCCACGCGCGUGCACAAGACCCAUGUCCCUGAGCGACGGAAACAAGGAAACGACCCUCGCGCUGCGCAGCACCUUUAUCAACACAGGGAAGGAGAGACGGAGGGGAUGACGCAGCCCUGCGCCCGGCAGAGAUCUUUGAGAGUGAGCCGUGCAGCAGGCGGUUUUCCCUGGAGUUCUUUGAGGCUGGCCAUGACUACGUGUCCUGCUUGCAGCAGCGCGCGGAAACGGCGGCGACUUCCGCAUGGGGAGCCGCUAACGGCUUAGCCAACGCGCGGACUCUUCCAGUCCGACAGAUUCAGGACCAGCAGACGGGGGAGGACCUUCGGCAGAUCGAGGCCGCUUUGCAGCUGUCAGCCGGGAGUAACCGGACCCAGGCUGCUGCACAGAGUGACGCGCAGAGAGCGCUCAAAGUGUCCCGAAAAGUCCGAGCAGCUCAAGGACUCGGCUGGCGCGAUGCCCAAGCUGCAGUGAGGCUAGUGCUGCCCAAGAGGCGGUUGAACCGCCGCAGCUGGGCGACGUGUGCCGGAGCUACUCGAACCCUGGAUCUUUGGGACACCCGGAGCUCUGCGCGAGGUCCUGCUUGUUCUUCUCCAGGAAGAGCUGCACCAAUGGCGACUCCUGUCACUUCUGUCAUGGUGAGCAUGGUGUCCGAAAAGCUCACUUGGACAAGCGGAACAGGGAGAAAUUGAAAGGCCUGCCCGCAGACGCCCGGAACAGGUGGCUCCUCCAGGCCAUGAAACUCCGCUGCGACGCGGUGGGCCCAGACUUCGGGGCCAAGUUCAUGGCUGUGCUGCAGAGCUCCAUGAACCUCACGCCCGACUCGGAGGAGACCAACACCCGGAAGUGCCAGCGUCUAACGGCGGCGCUGAAGCAUUUCCCGCUGUCAUCCUUGUUAGCAUUGCUGGUGCAAGGCGAGCAGGAUGGGGUCAGAGACUUAUGGGCUGGCAUCGCUGAGCUGCGCGCCUCCGGAUUGUUGGAGGCCUGCGCUGGAAGCGAAUCCGAGCUUUUCGGCUCGGAACUUUUUCAAACCCAGUGACCGAAGCGACACUCCCAAUGGAUCGAAC